AUGGCAAUUUCUGACUCUGACCCAGAAAGUUCUCAAGAUUACAAUGAAAUCUUUGAAGAAAAAGAUUGCUGUAAUAACUCUGAGUCCGACCCGGAUUAUCAUUUGGGUACGGACUCAAGUUACAGCAAUGACAAGGACACUAGCACCAAUUUGGCCAAGCAUUCUAAUUUCAGUAAUGUGAAAGACCCAGAGUUGGGGAUGGAUUUUUCACACAUUGAUGAUAAAAGUUACGAGAAUGUUCAAAAUAUUAUUAAAGAUGGGAGGCUAGAGAAGGUUAAAGUAGAUGAGUGUAAAGUUUAUCUGAGGAGAAAUGGACUUAGAUUGAGUGGAAACAAGGAUGUUCUGAUUCAACGCAUAAAGGAGCAUUUAGAAAUCUCAAAUGGUGGAGGGGAGAAGAAAUAUCCAUUAUCAAGCUUUGUAGUGAACUGCACAGGUGAUGCAUGCACUGGUGAUGUUGUUAUGUUUGAGCAGAAUGUUUAUGAAAUGUUUAACAUAGCAUCGCAAAGUGCUUCUGGUCCUCCAUGUGGUACAAGAAUUGUUGUAGGGCGCAUUGUCAAAGAAAGCUAUGGCAGUGCCAAGCAGCAGCAUACAUUUACUAUAGAGGUCCUUUGGAGUAAAGGAGAGAAACCACUUUCUCCACUUCAUCCCCUCCUAAUCAAGGCGAACCUUUACCGACUAAAGACCUUGAGACAGAGAUGGAAGGAUGAAGGGGAGAGGCAAAAAGUUUUGGUGGAAAAGCAUUCAAGGGGCUCACUAGCCAGGUCAGAUAGAGAAGUGCUGUUGAGCAUUGUUACUAAUAUCAUGUUGGACUUUAGAAUCUUAAAAAGAGAAGAAAAGAACAAGAAAAAGUCCCAGACCCAGUUAAGUUCAACAACAACAACGAAGGAAAUUCAACCUCGACAGCCAAGCUCAUAUACUAAUUCAGGGUUCAUAGCACCCCAACAUCAACAAUCAGGUUCAACUGUUGAAGGAGGACACCUAACAAAUCAAAACCAUGGGUCAGGAUUUCUCUUUGAUUUGGAGAAGCUAUCAAUUAGAAGUCGUCAGUCAGUUUCUAGUCAUAACAAUCAUUUACGAGAUCAAGUUCCUCAUAACUUGGUUGAGACCAGUGGCAUUCAGGAGGUGCAGCUUCAAAAGGGUGAUAAAAUUUACUUGAACAGCAUCCAACCAAACUUCCCUAUGGAUAGAUACUGGAAUCUUACCAAUGGCAGAUUCACAGCAAAUGAAUUUCCAGAGACGAAUUAUCGUAGACAAUGGCUAAGAAACAUGGACCAUUGUCAUCCAGCAACUCCACCACAGAGACAAGGCUUCCUUUCGCAACAAAUUUGCCGAUAUUAUUCUCAAGGACGAUGCUAUUAUGGAGAAAAUUGCAAAUUUUUGCAUGAACCAAGAGAGUUGCAUGUAGCAGAGGAAAGACGUGCCAAAGGCAAUUCAAGUAAGAUGGCUUUAUGAACAAUAAAAAAUUUUGUAUGUAGAAAGACUGAUGGGACAUUUCAUAGUGUAAGGAGUAAUUAAGCAUCAUGUUUUUAGUCACUUCUAUUUGGAGAUUACUAUAUUACCUUUGUCUUGGAACUGAAACUGCCUAAACUGAAUUC
This is a messenger RNA of Gossypium arboreum, 1595 nucleotides long. RefSeq names its product zinc finger CCCH domain-containing protein 62-like. The record is from RefSeq and is a predicted model, not a curated record. Gene Ontology annotation, molecular function: metal ion binding. Lineage: Eukaryota; Viridiplantae; Streptophyta; Magnoliopsida; Malvales; Malvaceae.